Molecule: messenger RNA, 3260 nt
Organism: Papaver somniferum (opium poppy)
Lineage: Eukaryota; Viridiplantae; Streptophyta; Magnoliopsida; Ranunculales; Papaveraceae
Product: DDB1- and CUL4-associated factor homolog 1-like
Exons: 6
Coding region: 144-2957 (937 amino acids)
Biological process (GO): protein ubiquitination
Cellular component (GO): Cul4-RING E3 ubiquitin ligase complex; nucleus
Molecular function (GO): protein binding
Source: RefSeq, a predicted model, not a curated record
UGACAAUUCAAGAUUUUCUGGUGAUGAGUGUACUGAGAAGAAUAUUUCGGCAGAAGACAGACCAACAGAUUCUGAAAUGCUGAGGACCUAUGCCACUGGACUUCUUUCUGUAAUUUUAGCUGGAGGUGGUCAAGUGGUGGAAGAUGUGCUGCCAUCUGAACUGCCGGCCAAGCUUAUGCGGUAUCUUCGUCUCCAGAAACAGUUUCUCAGAAAAAUUGGUUUCAUCUUCCUUCAAUGGUGAAUCGAGAGAGAGACUUGGGGAAGAACGUGACAAUUCAGAAACAGUUUCACCUAUUGUUGUUUCAGGAAUAGUAGGAAAUCGUAGAUCAUGUUUAUGUCCUGGGGCAGGUUUUGGUGGGUUCGCUUCAGAAAGUGAACAAGUAUAUCAUCAAGCAAGGGGAGCUGUUCGCGCCAACAAUGGCAUAAAGAUUCUUUUGCACCUUCUCCGCGUUCGCAUAGUCACCCCCACUGCUUCUGUUGACCGUCUCCGUGUUCUUGCAUGUCGGGUCGUGCUUGGUUUAGCUAGAGAUAAAACAAUCGCACACAUCUUAACAAAGCUUCAGGUAGGGGAGAUGUUAUCGGAAUUAAUUCGAGAGUCUGGAAAUCAAACACCUGGAACAGAGCAGGCUAGAUGGCAAGCGGAGCUUUAUCAAGUGGCCAUUGAGUUAAUUGCAGUUGUGACAAAUUCUGGCCAUGCAAGUACAUUAGCAACAACAGAUGCUGCUGCACCUACCUUGAGGCGUAUAGAAAGAGCAGCUAUAGCGGCUGCCACUCCUAUUACCUACCAUUCCAGGGAACUGUUGCUCCUUAUACAUGAACACCUGCAGGCAUCUGGCUUGACUAAGGCUGCUGAUACACUUCUUAAGGAGGCUCAGUUGACACCUUUACCAUCCUUGGCAGAGAGAACCCCUGUCUUAUACCAAACUUCUAUUCAGGAAACUUCAGCAGUACAAUUUCAAUGGCCAUCUGGGCGUGUCCCCGGUGGUUUUCUUUCCGCUGUAUCAAAUACUUCACAGGGUGACAAAUCUUGCCAUAAUUUUGACUCUAUGAGGCCUGUUGCAAAAAAGGCAUCGGUUAUUCCGUGUAAUAUCAACUCUGAGUCAAAAAGUCAUGCUUCUACUCCGUCAUCAUCAGCUAACAAGAAAUUAGGAGCACUGAAAACUUCAUCGUCACCUACAGGGGGGGUAGCUGAAACUUCAUCUGGUUUUUCUUCUGCCAGUUGUAUUUCAGAUAUGAAAUCUCAAUCCAAGGCUCCAAAUAUAUUGCCGAUAAAACGGAAGCUAGAUUCAAGGGAUAGUAGUUUGGAAAACCCAGGGAAGCGAUUGGCAACUGGUGAUAGUGGGUUUCAGUCCACUAUAUGUCAGACGGCCAGUAUUGCCAGAAAGAGCAACUUAUCAAUGGACGUUACACCUGGUUGUCAACAAAAUAAGGAUGGUCGAUUAGCACUUGAUGGUUUUCAUUCUGAUUCUUCGAGGGAAAGUACUGCCACAGGUCAUCUAGCUGACUCUGUCAAAGCAGAAAGAGUAUCCCUAGAUUCUCUUGUGGUGCAAUAUCUGAAGCAACAACAUCGUCAGUGCCCAGCUCCUAUUACUACUUUACCGCCCAUCUCUCUCUUGCAUCCACACGCGUGCCCCGAAUCAAGAUGCAGCCUCGAUGCACCAACAAAUGUAGUCGCGAGGUUAAGUACUCGUGAGUUCAGAAACAGUUUUGGUGGACGUUUCAGUCGUAGGGAUCGCCAGUUUAUCUACAGCAGAUUCAGGCCAUGGCGUAGUUACCGGGAUGAAUCUUCUCUUGUGACGUGCCAAACUUUUCUAGGGGAUUUCUCUCAGACUGCAAUAGGGUGUCACUCUGGUGAAGUCAGGAUAUUUGAUUCAAACAGCUGUAAUGUUGUGGAAAGUUCCGCAGGCCACCAAUCUCAUGUGACACUUGUUCAAUCUGCGGUAUCAAGUGGGGCUCGAUUGGUUCUUUCAUCUGCUUCUCAAGAUGUAUGUUUGUGGGAUGCUUCUUCACUCUCAGCUGGUCCCUUGCGUACAUUUGAAGGAUGCAAGGGAGCAAGAUUUAGCACCUCUGGUACCUCAUUUGCAGCCAUAUCUACACAAUCAUCUACACGUGAGGUUCUUCUGUAUGAUAUUCAAACACACAAUCUGCAGUUGAAGUUUUGUGAUACCUCAACUGCUCCUUCAGCUCCUGGGAGGUGGCAUAUGCAGUACCCUGUACAUUUUAGCUCUGAAGACAAUUUGCUGUUGUGGAAUGGGGUUUUAUGGGAUCAGCGGAGUUCUAGAGUUGUUAAAUGUUUUGAUCAGUUCACAGAUUAUGGUGGUGGUGGAUUUCAUCCUGGUGGAAAUGAGGUAAUAAUUAAUUCAGAAGUUUGGGACCUUCGAAAUUUCAAGCUCCUCCGGAGUGUGCCUUCCUUGGCCCAGACCACUAUAACAUUUAAUGCUCGUGGGGAUGUAAUUUAUGCAAUUUUGAGGAGAAAUCUAGAUGACCUAAUGUCAACAGUUCAUGCACGUCGUAUGAGGCACCCGCUCUUCGCUUCAUUCCGCACCAUUGAUGCUACAAACUACUCAGACAUUGCUACAGUCCCUGUUGACCGGUGCAUUCUUGACCUUGCCACAGAAGCAACUGAUACUUUUGUUGGUGUGGCAUCUAUGGAAGACAAUGAGGAGAUGUUUGCUACGGCCAAGCUUUAUGAAAUAGGUAGACGGCGAACCACCAGCGACGAUUCUGAUCCUGACGAUUAUGUAGAGAGUGAAGAAGAUGAUGAUGGGAGUGACAACUUAGAUGCCGGUGAAAACCCAACUUUAGGUCACGAACUAGACAGUGAUGACGACGGAGAAGAUGACAAUGACGAUGAUGAUGAUGGUGUGGCCUUGAUACUUGGUACUGAAACUGAAGAGGAAGAUGAUGGUAGCCAAUCUGCAGUGUCUGACAGUGAAGACAGCUCAGAAGAGUGGUAGCCAAUCCGAAAAUGCAGGGUCUGGCAGUGAAGACAGACUGGUGGCCGAUCUGCAGGGUAUGACAGUGAAGACAACUCAGAAGACUGAGUGGUUUGAGCAGGCAAUAGAAUUCCAUAAUUCUUUGUCAAAUGCCAUAGAAAUUAAAUUGUUUGUUGCAAUUAGAUUGUUUCUCACGUCCUAUUUAGGAUAUUUGUUCCUAAAUUGUAUCAAGGUGAUCAUAUAUGAUUUUGUUGUCCCCCUGUCCAAGUGUGAAUUCAUCCAUUCAUGUUAUUGUACAUUUUUGGUUGGUGCAAUAGAAACUAA